AUGUAUAAAACUGAGAGCCAACCGCACGCCGCCUUCAGUGGGCUUGGUGGCACCAUCCGAGACGCAAUGCUCAAUCCUUUGUUCGUCUUCAUACAGGUCGCUGUGUUCCUUGCCUUUGUCACCCUUGUUAGAGCUGGAAACAUCUUUGGCGGUGGCCAGCAGUAUGGUUUCCAAGGCGCAGGUUUUCAAGCCGGUGGUUUUCGAGGACCACUGUACGGUGCAGCUGCUACUCCUGGUGUCUCCGCUGCUGGUGCCUCUUACCCUCCGCAACCGUACAGCUUCGGUUACGACACUGCGGAUGAAUUUGGCACCCAGCUUUUCCACAAGGAACAAGGGGACGCAAGCAACGCAAAGACUGGCUCGUACGGUUACCGCGACGCAAACGGCCUCUUCCGCACAGUGAAGUACGUGGCCGAUGCCAACGGAUUCCGUGCCACUGUGGACACCAAUGAGCCCGGCACCGCUCCGGGUGCCAGCGCAGACGCCGUGUUCAACGCUAACCCUGUGGCGGCACCUGCCGGAGCGGGUGGUCGCUAUGCUGGAGCGGGUGGUCCGUGGGCUGGCUAGACACGUCACCAGUGCUAUUUGGGCACAUUUCUAAAUACUGGAAGCGUUCGUUUUGCCAAAAGUCGUGUAAAGAUGUUUCCUGGAAUAAAUGAGCCAGAUAUAAGCGCAGUUCAAGAUGUAGAUCGACUAUUGCAUAUAAAUAUGGUUGCCGACACAUUUUUCAGACACAUGUGCUAUGCCAAACUUCUUGCGGCUAUAUGUAGCAAUAAUUGUGCGCUCCGACACAUAAAGGAGAGUAACACGCGUAGUGGCCAUGUCUAUUGCCACUACGUGUCAUCGCCGUUGGCGUUGUAUGUGAUGCGAUUUUCGUAAAUGAAUUUGUGUGCGCACUCUUAAUAAAAGUAAACAACAUAACACAACCCUUUGGGGGCUGUCUUGUCCCAUAACCGUAAUCCCUAUCGAGCCUGCCUGCAUUUUCUUCCUUGAAAACUCUUGCUCACUGGCUAUGGUGUUGGGCUGCUCAACACGAGGUCACGGGAUCAAAUCCCGGCCACGGCGUUCACAUUUCGAUGGGGUGAAAUGCGAAAACUCCGGUGUACUUAAAUUUAAGUGCACGUUAAAGAGCCCCAGGUUGUCGAAAUUUCCGGAGUCCCCCGCUACGGCGUGCCUCAUAAUCAGAAAGUAGUUUUGGCACAUAAAACCCCAUAACGUUUUUUUUUUAAACUCUACGAUUGUUGUUUUUUGCCGAGAAUAAUAUGCCACGCUGAUGACGCGCAUGUCAUUCGUUACCUGGAAGUACUGGGCUCGCAUCUCCAAAGAAACGAAACGCUUACAAGACAGAUGACGAUUAUCGUUCUCGGAGACAAUAGACCCAAAGUGUGAACUUUCUAACAGUGUAUGAUCUAGACUCUCUGCCUGGAAGCGCAGCUGCCUUGACAUGAAGACAACGUGGGCAUCUGUUUAAAAUUUCCGCUGUGUUCACGGCCGUACAUUGCCUUGAUACUCAGCAGACAGGAUCGUUAGCGCGUGAUUUACGCACCGCGCUUGUCUGUUUUCAGUGUCGAA
Dermacentor andersoni is the source of this 1572-nucleotide messenger RNA. The record is from RefSeq and is a predicted model, not a curated record. NCBI's taxonomy places the organism in Eukaryota, Metazoa, Arthropoda, Arachnida, Ixodida, Ixodidae.